UGCUGGGAGUUUUGUAAAAGGGGAAGUCCCUAGGCAUCACGUGGGUAUAACAAACCGGUCACGCCUUAGUACACACGGUAUAUUUGUUUCAUUCGCAGCUUCGUUGCUCUUUUCUGUCAUUGUUUCUGGAAGUUUUUGCUCUCUCAGAGGAAAUAUGAGUGAACUAAGGUUCGAUGGUAAAGUGGUCUUGAUCACAGGCGCUGGUGCAGGUCUCGGAAAAUGCUAUGCGCUGGAAUUCGCAAAAAGAGGAGCAUCUGUUGUUGUCAACGAUCUUGGUUCAACACCGGGUGGGGUAGGGAGCUCAGCAAAAGUGGCCGACCAAGUGGUGGACGAGAUUCGAAAACUCGGUGGAACGGCUGUUGCUAAUUAUGAUUCUGUUGAAUUUGGUGAGAAGCUUGUUAACACUGCUCUGCAAAACUUUGGCCGUAUAGACAUUGUCAUCAACAAUGCAGGUAUCCUCCGAGAUCGCUCCUUCAUGAGGAUGAGUGAUGAUGAGUGGGAUUUAGUAAACAAGAUCCACCUCCGAGGAAGUUACUCCGUCACCAAAGCUGCUUGGAAUCAUAUGAAGACACAGAACUACGGACGCAUCAUUAUGACAUCAUCAGCAUCGGGACUUUAUGGGAACUAUGGACAAUCCAACUACAGCGCUGCUAAAAUGGGUUUAAUCGGUUUUGCAAACACUCUUAAAUUGGAAGGCAAGAAAUACAACAUCAGUGUUAACACUAUUGCUCCAAAUGCUCUGACCAGACUGACUGAAGGACUCAUUCCACCAGAGGUUGGCAAAGAUUUGAAAAUUGAGUACAUCAUGCCUCUAGUGAUCUAUCUUUGCCAUGAAUCAUGCUUGGAAACAGGUGGUGUGUUUGAGGUGUCUGGAGGACAUGUUUGCAAACUUAGAUGGGAGAGGACAAAGGGAGCAGUCCUUAGAGAGGAGGGAAAACCAAUGCUCCCGGAGGACAUUAAGAAAAACUGGGAGCAGGUGGUGGAUUUUUCAGAAAGGGAAGUUCUGGAGACGAUCGGUGACUCCGUCAUGGCGGGUGUCAGCGCCGUGCAACGUGUGCAGGCCGGCGACAAUGACCUUGGUUCAUCUCAUCCAAUCAAACCAAAGCUUGCCAAACAGCAUAAGUUUGCACCGGUCACUACUUAUCAUGAUCAUAACAAGGUUAUUCUAUAUGCUCUCGGAGUGGGAGCAUCUACAAAGCAGAAAGAUCAUCUAAAGUUUCUCUUUGAAAUGAACGAGGAUUUCUCUGUUCUUCCUUCAUUUGGCGUCAUCCCUGCUUUUAGUUCAAUGCUCAUUGCAGAUGUGAAAGGACUUGAAUUCAAUAUGACCCAAAUACUUCAUGGUGAGCAAUACCUGGAACUUUACAAACCAAUCCCCACAGAAGGGAAACUUACAAGUCAAGCCACCAUAGUUGAUGUGUUGGAUAAAGGAUCUGGAGCUGCAAUUAUAAUGGAUGUGGUAACUAAAGACGAAAGUGGUGAAAAGGUUUUUUACAACCAGUUUGUUACUUUUGUGGUUGGAGCUGGUGGUUUCAAUGGAAAGAGAUCUUCAGAACAUUUAAAGGCAGUAGCGAAGCAUCCAAACCGACAACCUGAUUCCUUUAUUGAGCAGCAGACAAGCAACGAUCAAGCUGCUUUGUACAGAUUAAGUGGAGACAAUAAUCCAUUACAUAUUGACCCUUCCUUUGCUGCCAUGGGUGGAUUUAAACAACCUAUACUUCAUGGUUUAUGUUCGUUUGGUUUCUCCACUCGCCAUGUUAUGGAGAAAUAUGCAGGAAAUGAUCCAACCAAGAUUAAAGCUAUCAAGGUUAGAUUCGCAAAGCCAGUGAUUCCUGGUCAAACCCUCCGUACUGAGAUGUGGAAGGAAGGAAACAGAAUUCAUUUCCAAACUAUAGUUGCUGAAACUGGAAAACCAAGCUUAUCUGGAGCUUACAUUGAUCUUACUGAAGCUAUUGUGGAUGAGCCCAAGGCUGUAGCUGGUUCCCUGCUAAGUGAUGCAUUGUUUGAGGCAGCCGCUGAUCGGCUUACACCUGAUGUUAUAAGGAAAGUGAAUGCUUCUUUUCAAUGGAAUAUUACUAAGAAUGGAAAAGUGGUCAAGUCAUGGGACAUGAAUUUGACCAAGGAUGCUGGUUAUAUAAAGCAAGGAGAAGCAAGCAAACCAGGAUGCACAGUCACAGUAUCAGAUGAUGAUGUUAUGGCUAUAUUUAGUGGCUCACUAAACCCACAACAGGCUUUCUUUAAAGGUCAAAUGAAGGUGUCUGGUAACAUUAUGUUGGCACAGAAGCUAGAAGUUAUCUUCAAGUCGCAAGCGAAGCUUUGAAACAGAUUUAGCUCGCAAAUUUAAUUAGUCCUAUGCAAUUCAUUGUAGUUAUAUAUAGUUGUGAAGUAAUUGAUAUAACAUUACCAGUUUAUUAUGAAGUAAUUUAUGUAACUUUAACAGUUUAUGCUGUACUAACUAAAUUUAACCAAAUUCUAAUUGUUGCUGUAUUAUCAUGCGUUGGUGUGAUUUAGUAUUUCAAACUACUUUUAAAUGCUAUCGUGCUAUCCAUGUUUAAUAUUAAUAUAAUUUGAUGUGAUAACCAAUUGUGUCUUAUCGAAUGCUCCAAAAUAAAUAUAUCAAUACCUGUCCCCAAA
Molecule: messenger RNA, 2631 nt
Organism: Ciona intestinalis (vase tunicate)
Lineage: Eukaryota; Metazoa; Chordata; Ascidiacea; Phlebobranchia; Cionidae
Source: RefSeq, a predicted model, not a curated record